AUGAGUUUUUUUUUUCGGAUGAGAAAGUCGAUAUCAACUCCACCUCUAUCGCCGUCGCCUUCACGGGGCGCCGUGGUUGCGUCGGCGCAGGCGCCGGGCGCCGGGCGCCGGGCGCCAGCGCCAGCGCCUGCGAUUCCGCCCCAAGCAUCGAACAAGCCCCCCGAGCCCGAUCGCGCCUGCCCGCCCGCCAAAACGCUGCUCCACGCGCCGUCUCCCACCAUCUGCACAGAUGCGCACGCCCCUUCCCCAUCCCAUUUCAGCACCCACCCCGUCUCGCCUGCGCCCCUACUCGCGGCGGCUCCCCUGCGCUCUGACCGCAGCGCCCCUCCUCGCUCCUGGGCCUUCAUUGCGGUCCUGUCGUUGUCUACCGCGCCUGGCCCGUGCAGGAUGAUCGCAUCCGGGAAUUUUGAUCUCCCACGCGUACCCGUGAGCUCACCGCGACCGAUCCUUACUCUUCGCCAAAGCUCGAGCUCUCCUCUCCGACCCGACCUCUGCCCCACCCGCUCCCAUCUGCGCCGCUCGCACGUUAAGCGCACCGUCGGCGCCCCGAUUCGCGUAGAAACCGGCUCGCCCGCUCCUCCCCCACCGCCAUCACCCCACGAUCCGUCGUGUAGUAAGGCGGCUUCGCCAGUCCGAAGCUCCGCCGGGGCCCACACCGCGUCCUUCCAAAGUACGUGCACAUUAUCUCCUGUGUCGCGGCCUUACUUUCCCGAAGCCUAA
Molecule: messenger RNA, 720 nt
Organism: Chondrus crispus (carragheen)
Lineage: Eukaryota; Rhodophyta; Florideophyceae; Gigartinales; Gigartinaceae
Exons: 1
Coding region: 1-720 (239 amino acids)
Source: RefSeq, a predicted model, not a curated record